AUGUCGUUUCGUAAUAGACAAUCAACGGCUCGACCGACUGCCAGCCGCCAGUCUGGAGUGUCUACCCCAAGCCGCAAUGCUGUUGCCGACACGCUUCCACCGUACAAGAAGCCGUCUCACCCUCUUGAUACUGAGGCGACCCGCGCGUUGCGCGAACUGCAGGGCCGCAGUCUAAACGACGUCAAAAGACACAGCAAGCAGGCUGCUGCUGCCAUCACUGCCAGUGCUGAGAACGUUAACGAUACUCUGCGCGAUCAUGCCGAAUACAUAGCACGACGGAAGAAGAAGUGGGAUGCGGGCAAAAAUCUGGAGGAUAGAGACGUGGAAGAGCGAGACAUGGAGGAAUUGAAAUUGAAGGUAGAAGAAGCCACUACGAAGCUGGAAGAAAGCAUGCGUGCAGUCAUCGACUCUGGGGUUGCGGCGCAGAGAAUUGAUGAUACACUUGAUUGGCUUAGAACCCAUGCACCUAUAACGUUAGAAGAAGAAUAUCGCACCCAAAUGACGCAGCGAGAAACGCAGCGACAAUCACAGAGCCAAACAGCCACUCAGCGGCGUACCCGAAACGUUGACGGAGACGGAGACACUGAGAUGGAUGAAGGCCCUACGCCCGGCCCGACCCCUAUUGAUGGGUCUCGAAUAGCUCUCACCGGUGCAAGCGAAUUAUUUGCCUCGCGUGUGCAACGCGAAAAAGAUACCUAUACAUCACUUUCCCUUACGGCGCGCUAUGCCCGCAAUAACGAAUACCGCGACUUCAAGCGAAUAGUGCAUGAUGCAAAGUACGGGGACAGUGGUCCUGUCUUGGGCCACGAAGAUACUUGGUUCACCGAGACUGGAUCACCAGCGCCAGGAAUCACUGAUAGCACACAGCGCGGUGAUUUCGACGACGAUGAUGAUAUUGUCGUAGACCGAGCUACUAUCAGCACGCGAUGUCCAAUCACAUAUCAGCAGUUCAAAGAGCCUUACUCAAGCAACAAGUGUCCGCAUACUUUUGAAAAGAAUGCAAUUCUCGAGAUGAUUCGGCGAGGUCCUCACAGAAUCGGGCAACAAAAAGCAGUCGACUGUCCAGUCACCGGAUGUAAUCAGAUGCUCACGGAGACCGAUGUGCACUCGAACAAAGUCCUCAUCCGCAAGAUCAGACGCAUGCAGGAAGCUGAGCUUGCAGAAGCCGAAGAAAGUUCCGAGGAUGAGAUGCAAGCGCCUAGUUCGGACAAGCAAUCUCAGCCAGUCCCGUCAGGUAGUGCCGGGGACCGAGGUGAUGCUAGCGACGGAGAACUGUCAGUUUGA
Messenger RNA from Bipolaris sorokiniana ND90Pr, 1284 nucleotides. RefSeq lists its product as uncharacterized. The transcript is spliced from 2 exons. Gene Ontology annotation, molecular function: zinc ion binding; SUMO ligase activity. Gene Ontology annotation, biological process: protein sumoylation; double-strand break repair via homologous recombination. NCBI's taxonomy places the organism in Eukaryota, Fungi, Ascomycota, Dothideomycetes, Pleosporales, Pleosporaceae. The record is from RefSeq and is a predicted model, not a curated record. Bases 1 to 1284 code for a protein of 427 amino acids. Gene Ontology annotation, cellular component: nucleus; Smc5-Smc6 complex.